Morchella sextelata is the source of this 1125-nucleotide messenger RNA. RefSeq lists its product as uncharacterized. NCBI's taxonomy places the organism in Eukaryota, Fungi, Ascomycota, Pezizomycetes, Pezizales, Morchellaceae. The record is from RefSeq and is a predicted model, not a curated record. The transcript has 3 exons. The coding region runs from base 1 to 1125 and encodes 374 amino acids.
AUGGACACUCAAGGAAACAUAGCACUCUCUCGCCCGACACAGCCCCAGUCGCCGAAUGCCUCCUCACCACCACCACUGUAUGAACGCCUCGCCGUAGCCCGCCUCCAAUACACCGUCAACGAGCUCCAGACCAAGGUCGACUUCGACCGCCGGCUCGCGCCGCCCGUGCGCAAAGUGUACCACUGCGUGACGGACGACUCCGCGCUCGUGCAGAGCAUUGGCGACUUCAAGCGCUGGACCGGCGAGGGGAUCAUCAGCAUGCUUGUGCCGCUCUGCACACUCGACGCACUCGACGACCUGAAGAAGGGCACCGACAUGGUCAAUGUCAACUCGCGCGAGUCCGUCCGCUACUUUGACCGCUGCCAGUCGGGCGCGGGGCGCAAGCCCGUCCGCGGCGUGCGCGUGCAGGCGCCGACAGAAGUGUUUGCGAAGUGGGAGGAGUGCGCGCAGUUUAUCGACCCUGAGGCCGUCGUGCCGGCCAUGCCACCCCCGAGCCCGCCGCGGAACAACGGGUACUACAACCAGGGGAACGGCUACUAUGCCAACAGCAACGGAAACAGCAACGGAAACGGGGGCGGGAACGGGGGGAACAAGAACCGCAGGGGAUCCCGCGCCGCCGCCGCCCCCGAGUCGAAUGUCGAGGCGGCUCCGGUCGUCCCGACGCCGCCAAAGUGGGUACAGCCGAUCCUGAACUGCGCGCUGUACAAGCUGCACCAGCCGGGGAAGGAGCAGCGUGCGCGGUCGUCGGAGACGGAAGAGACCGUGCUGGUGACUCACAACGAGACUGUGGCUGCGUGGGCGAAGGUGUUUAGUAUCAAGGCUGUUGACAGCGACGAGCUCGCGGAUCUGCUUGACCGCGAGGGAUGGGAGUUUGCCGAGAAGACCCGCGUCUACAAUGCGAACCUCAAGACCGGUAGUAACAGCAAUGGGCGAAAUAGCGGUGGUGGACGUGGGGGCAGGAACGGCGGGGGCCGUGGAGGGCACAGACGUGAUAGCACGGGGGGCGAUAACGUCCCGAGUUACUCCCCCGGCGGCGGUAGUGGUCGAGGUGGUGGUGACGGAUUCGUGCUCAGGGGCGCACCGCGGGGCGUCGCGAGAGGGCGCGGAAAGCUGUGGGAGCCGUAG